This is a messenger RNA of Oncorhynchus gorbuscha (pink salmon), 2346 nucleotides long. RefSeq names its product C-myc promoter-binding protein-like. The transcript has 5 exons. The record is from RefSeq and is a predicted model, not a curated record. NCBI's taxonomy places the organism in Eukaryota, Metazoa, Chordata, Actinopteri, Salmoniformes, Salmonidae. Gene Ontology annotation, biological process: regulation of Rab protein signal transduction. Gene Ontology annotation, cellular component: cytoplasmic vesicle. Bases 11 to 505 code for a protein of 164 amino acids.
UCGCCAUUGGAUGUCAGAGGACAGUAAACACGUGUUGAUCCAGAUCUUAUGGGACAACCUCAAGCUGCACCGGGAUCUCAUCCAGCCGUUCUACAUCCUGUGGAACACGCAGAGGCUUAAUUGUGCUCUGUUGUUAGACAGUGUGGGCUACCCGUUGUGUCGCCCUGUGAGCGAGGCGGAGCGUCCGUUUGGGGAGGAGCUACUCCACAGCGUGGUCAAGAGCAUCCAGAGGAACGAUGUUUCUCGACCAAUGGGACAGCUCCUACAGCUGCUCGGGCAGAGCCUGGGGGUCAAGAGGCAAAGGAGUCUGUACAGAGACAUCCUCUUCCUGUGUCUGGUGGCUCUGGGAAAGGACAACAUUGACAUCGACGCUUUUGACCGCGAAUACAAGAUGGCGUACGACCACCUCAGCCCCAACCUGGUGAAGCUGACGCACAACUGCGACCGUCCGCCCAGCGCUGGGGUCAUGGAGUGUCGCAAGACCUUCGGAGAACCCUACCUCUGACCUCUGACCCCUUUACCCCUGACGUUUCACCUCCGACAGACACUCCACCCGGCCAGUCACCUCCGUCACCCGGCCAGUCACCUCCGUCACUCGGCCAGUCACCUCCUCCACCCGGCCAGACACCUCCUCCACCCGGCCAGCCAGUCACCUCCGUCACUCGGCCAGCCAGUCACCUCCGUCACUCGGCCAGCCAGUCACCUCCGUCACUCGGCCAGUCACCUCCUCCACCCGGCCAGCCAGUCAUCUCCGUCACUCGGCCAGUCACCUCCUCCACCCGGCCACCCAGGCCACUCCGUCACUCGGCCAGCCAGUCACCUCCGUCACUCAGCCAGUCACCUCCGUCACUCGGCCAGUCACCUCCUCCACCCGGCCAGCCAGUCACCUCCGUCACUCGGCAUAGCACAGCCGUGGGUAGCCCACAUGGGUAGGGUUGAAGAGAUCUUUUGCGUCCAUGAAAAGCACAUGUAUAAAAUCCAUGUAUUACAACGGUGGCUCUCCCAAAGAGGACUGAGGAGCUUUAAAGACGAGCUCAGGAAUCCACUUUAGAAAGACGUACAGAAUGCGUGACGAUGAGCUUGUUGACACUGUGAUGUUUGGGGUCAUGUCCGUCACCUGUGAGAGAUGUGACGGGGCUGACCAGAGACUGACGGAGCUGACCAGAGGCUAGUGGAGCUGACCAGAGACUAGUGGAGCUGACCAGAGACUAGCGGAGCUGACCAGAGACUAACAGAGCUGACCAGAGACUAGUGGAGCUGACCAGAGACUAACAGGGCUGACCAGAGACUAACGGAGCUGACCAGGGACUGACGGAGCUGACCAGAGACUAGCGGAGCUGACCAGAGACUAGCGGAGCUGACCAGAGACUAACUGAGCUGACCAGAGACUAACGGAGCUGACCAGAGACUAACGGAGCUGACCAGAGACUAACGGAGCUGACCAGAGACUAACGGAGCCGACCAGAGACUAACGGAGCCGACCAGAGACUAGUGGAGCUGACCAGAGACUAACAGGGCUGACCAGAGACUAACGGAGCUGACCAGAGACUAACGGAGCUGACCAGAGACUAACGGAGCUGACCAGAGACUAACGGAGCUGACCAGAGACUAAAGGAGCUGACCAGAGACUAACGGAGCUGACCAGAGACUAACGGAGCUGACCGACCAGGGGGUUAUUAUGUAGUCUGACCAGUCUCACAAAAGGGAUGUUGUUGUUUUUUUAAAUCCCAUCUCAUCACCUGGUUGUUAAAGGUUCUGGACGUACCCCUCUGGAUGGAUGGAGAUCAUACUCAUUAACGUAACAACGCUUUCACACACAAUGACAUCUUCUAUUUCGGGGUACUUAUGUUUUAAGAAAUCUUGUACAAAUUGUGACAUAAAAUACAAAAUGUACUUUAUAUACGACAGUAGUAGUAGGGACCUUUUUAUAAAAAAUAAAAAAACAUUUGUAUUAUAUAGUCAUAUAUAGAGACUAAUAUUAGCAAUAUUUUACUUGAAUUCUAUUUAUACAAAGUAAGACUUUUAUUUAUUUUAGUCUGUUUUAUUUGUUUAGCUGGAUGUACUGGCUUCGUGUCAGGGUGAAACAUCUAUUCCUCUCCUCCUGUGGUUGAUGGAUGUACUGGCUUCGUGUCAGGGUGAAACAUCUAUUCCUCUCCUCCUGUGGUUGAUGGAUGUACUGGCUUCGUGUCAGGGUGAAACAUCUAUUCCUCUCCUCCUGUGGUUGAUGGAUGUACUGGCUUCGUGUCAGGGUGAAACAUCCAUUCCUCUCCUCCUGUGGUUGAUGGAUGUACUGGCUUCGUGUCAGGGUGAAACAUCCAUUCCUCUCCUCCUGUGGUUGAUGGAUGU